GAGGGGCCAGAGCCGUGGCGUGGCACUGGCAGUAUGCGGGCCUAUUUAAAUAGGGGGUUAGCGUAGGAAGACACGGCUUACUCUCUCACACCUUCCCUCUCUCUUGGGAGCGACUGCUGACCAGCCUUCUCCUCCAGCUCUCCCGGGUUCACAGCUGCCUAACUCAACAUGUGCGACGAAGACGAGACCACAGCUCUGGUGUGUGAUAACGGCUCCGGGCUGGUGAAGGCUGGCUUCGCCGGCGACGAUGCCCCCAGAGCAGUGUUCCCCUCCAUCGUGGGCCGCCCCCGUCACCAGGGUGUGAUGGUGGGUAUGGGUCAGAAAGACAGCUACGUAGGAGACGAGGCCCAGAGCAAGAGAGGUAUCCUCACCCUCAAGUACCCCAUCGAGCACGGCAUCAUCACCAACUGGGACGACAUGGAGAAGAUCUGGCAUCACACCUUCUACAACGAGCUGCGUGUGGCCCCCGAGGAGCAUCCCGUCCUGCUGACAGAGGCCCCCCUCAACCCCAAGGCCAACAGAGAGAAGAUGACCCAGAUCAUGUUUGAGACCUUCAACGUACCAGCAAUGUAUGUGGCCAUCCAGGCUGUGCUGUCUCUCUACGCUUCUGGCCGUACCACAGGUAUUGUGCUGGACGCUGGUGAUGGUGUGACCCACAAUGUGCCCGUAUAUGAGGGUUACGCCCUGCCCCACGCCAUCAUGAGAUUGGACCUGGCUGGCAGAGACUUGACUGACUACCUGAUGAAGAUCCUCACAGAGAGAGGCUACUCAUUCGUCACCACAGCCGAGAGAGAAAUUGUCCGCGACAUCAAGGAGAAGUUGUGCUACGUGGCCCUGGACUUUGAGAACGAGAUGGCCACCGCUGCCUCCUCCUCCUCCCUGGAGAAAUCUUAUGAGUUGCCCGACGGCCAGGUCAUCACCAUUGGAAACGAAAGAUUCCGUUGCCCAGAAACUCUUUUCCAGCCCUCCUUCAUUGGUAUGGAGUCUGCUGGAAUCCAUGAGACCACAUACAACGGCAUCAUGAAGUGUGACAUUGACAUCCGUAAAGAUCUGUACGCCAACAACGUCCUGUCUGGUGGUACCACCAUGUACCCUGGUAUCGGUGACCGCAUGCAGAAGGAGAUCACAGCUCUUGCCCCCAGCACCAUGAAGAUCAAGAUGAUUGCCCCCCCUGAGCGUAAGUACUCUGUCUGGAUCGGUGGCUCCAUCUUGGCCUCCCUGUCCACCUUCCAGCAGAUGUGGAUCAGCAAGGAUGAGUAUGAGGAGGCUGGCCCCUCUAUUGUCCACCGGAAGUGCUUCUAAACGCCAGGCUCUCUCUCCCCUUCUGUCAGCUACUUGUUCCCUGUCUGUGGUGCUCCCCCGUGUCUUUCAGUUGUGUCGUUGGUACAUCUCAAGCCCGUUUGUCAUCACCAUGAACAUCUUCGUGACAUGCCUGUUCCAAAUUUGGGCAAAUUACUGAAUAAACUGAGGAUAUGUCAAACGUUUACUUUUCAACAAA
Molecule: messenger RNA, 1498 nt
Organism: Sardina pilchardus (European sardine)
Lineage: Eukaryota; Metazoa; Chordata; Actinopteri; Clupeiformes; Clupeidae
Gene: acte1
Product: actin, epsilon 1
Exons: 9
Coding region: 169-1302 (377 amino acids)
Source: RefSeq, a predicted model, not a curated record